ACCCGGUGGUCCCGGGGCAGCUCCAGCUCCAGCUCCAGAGCUGGCGUGGCGGGGAGAACUGCGAGCCCCCAACGGGUCGGUUUGUGACUUCUCCCCUGAAAACAGCGAGGAACGCGCCGUUCGGGCAAAACUGGACUCCAGCUUCCGACGACAACGUUGGGACGGAGAAUCUCGGAGUCCCGAAGGACAAGUGAGCGGCCUCAGGGGAAGGACGGCUCGAGGUCACCAUCCAUACCGCCAUGGCUGCGCCCGCCCGCCGUCUGUGCCACAUCGCCUUCCACGUGCCCGCGGGGCAGCCCCUCGCCCAGGAUCUGCAGCGCCUCUUCGGCUUCCAGCCCUUGGCGGCGCGGGAGGCAGACGGCUGGCGGCAGCUUGCCCUGCGCAGCGGCGACGCAGUCUUUUUGGUGAACGAGGGCGGGGGGCGCGGGGAGCCGCUGUACGGCUUGGACCCGCGUCAUGCCGUGCCCAGCGCCGCCAACCUGUGCUUCGACGUGGCGGACGCGAGCGCCGCCGCCCGGGCGCUGUCCGCGCGAGGCUGCAGCGUGCCAGUGCCCCCUGUUAGCGUGCGGGAUGCGCAGGGCACGGCCACCUACGCCGUGGUCAGCUCACCUGCAGGCAACCUCAGCCUCACACUGCUGGAGCGCGCCGCCUUCCGCGGGCCCUUUCUGCCCGGCUUUGAACCAGUACCCUCCGCAACCGGCGCGGGCUGGGUCAGCCACGUGGACCACCUGACCCUGGCCUGCACCCCCGGCAGCUCCCCAACACUGAUGCGCUGGUUCCACGACUGUCUAGGCUUUCGCCACCUGCCACUGAGCCCAGGUGAGGAUCCAGAGCUGGGCCUCGAGGUGGCAGCAGGGUCUGGACGCGGGGGGCUGAAGCUUACCGCCCUGCAAAUCCCGCCAGGCAGCGCCGUCCCCACCCUUCUGCUGGCGGAAUCCCUGCUAGGGGCCGCCAACGGACAGGACCAGAUAGAGCAGUUUCUGGCCCGGCACAGGGGGCCGGGCCUGCAGCACGUAGGGCUGUACACGCCCCACAUCCUGGAAGCCACUGAGGGUGUGGCCGUGGCUGGGGGGCAGCUCCUGACUCCUCCUUCGGCCUACUAUCUGCAGCCGGGAAAGGAAAGACAGAUCCUAGCUGCGGGGCAUGAGCCUAGCCAGCUGGCCCGACGGGGAAUCCUGCUAGAUGGCGAUAAAGGCAAGUUUUUACUUCAGGUCUUCACCAAGUCCCUCUUCGCAGAGGACACCUUCUUCCUGGAGCUGAUUCAGAGGCAGGGGGCCACAGGAUUUGGCCAGGGCAACAUCCGGGCCCUGUGGCAGUCGGUGCAGGAGCAAGCUGCCAGGGGCUGAGAAGCCUGAGGGCUGGAACUGGGUGCCGUCACCUCUCCUGGAGCCCUGGGGAGUCCAGCACCAGGCCUGCGGGAACUGAGAAACACCUAAGGGCCUGGAGUGAAAGACUUUGUCCCUAGGGGCCAGGUGUGGCCUCUAUCUUAGUACCUGCCAUAAGUUGAAUCUCUCACUGGGGUCCAAAGAGGUGGGACUUUUUUAAACUGUGAAACACUUUUUACACAGUCUAUAUUUAAUAUAUACAGAAGAUAUAAAUAAAGGAAUUACACGAUUAGGGAAUAGAACAUAACCAAUA
This is a messenger RNA of Diceros bicornis minor, 1638 nucleotides long. RefSeq names its product 4-hydroxyphenylpyruvate dioxygenase like (gene HPDL). The transcript has a single exon. The record is from RefSeq and is a predicted model, not a curated record. The coding region runs from base 240 to 1346 and encodes 368 amino acids. Gene Ontology annotation, molecular function: 4-hydroxyphenylpyruvate dioxygenase activity. NCBI's taxonomy places the organism in Eukaryota, Metazoa, Chordata, Mammalia, Perissodactyla, Rhinocerotidae. Gene Ontology annotation, biological process: aromatic amino acid metabolic process.